CGGCUCAAAUUCAAAAUUCUACAACUCAUUUUCAUACAAUGGCCGCCGUGUACAAAUCGCUUUCCAAGGGGGCCAAUGGCCAAAAACCCGAAGCGCCUGCAAAUGGUGUCCGAAAGAACAAGCAAAGAGUUUUAAUUUUGUCUUCCAGAGGCGUUACCUAUAGACAUAGGCACUUAUUAAACGACCUUGCGUCCAUGCUCCCUCAUGGAAAAAAGGAUGCGAAAUACGAUUCGAAAUCGAAAUUAUAUCAACUUAACGAGCUUGCUGAGCUCUACAACUGUAACAAUGUUCUAUUUUUCGAGGCGCGCAAGGGUAAAGAUUUAUAUGUCUGGCUCAGCAAGGUCCCCAAUGGCCCGACAGUCAAGAUGCACCUUCAAAACCUGCAUACUAUGGAAGAGUUGCACUUCACGGGCAACUGCUUGAAGGGCUCGAGACCCGUUCUAUCAUUCGACGCCGCCUUCGAUAAGGAACCCUACCUACAAGUCAUUAAGGAACUUUUCCUCCACACUUUCGGCGUGCCGCAAGGCACUCGGAAAUCUAAGCCGUUUAUAGAUCAUGUCAUGGGUUUCACAUUCGCGGAUGGAAGGAUAUGGGUGCGAAAUUACCAGAUCAAGGAGUCUGAGGCUACAACAACGAACUCCGGAGAGGAUGGAAAUAUGGAUGUGGAUGCUAAGUCCUCUAAGGGCCGAAAUAAGGAGCUCGAUAUCAGCUUAGUCGAAAUUGGUCCGCGAUUCGUCUUAACGCCUAUCGUCAUACAAGAAGGAUCUUUCGGUGGUCCGAUUAUCUACGAGAACAAGGAGUUCGUCUCGCCGAACCAGGUCAGAGCUGACCUACGGAAGAGAAGCGCUACGAAGCACAAUGCUCGCGCGGAGCAGUACGUUGAGAGACUAGCUAAGAAGGGAGAUCUGGGCUUGCGGACUAGUGGUGGCAAGCAGAUGCCAGUAGAUGCGUUGGACACAAAAGAACUCUUCGCCUGAGCGGUGUCUCUUGUUCGUUGGCGUUCUUGGCGUUUGCAUGACACCCAGGUAUUGGUAAAAUUCCCCGGCAGAGAUGCUAUUCAUAAUUGAGAUUAUCUUACGCGGCAAAUGGCUCUAUUACACAAUCAAGUGAAUAUCUGCGGCCCGUCUCGAGUCUCCAUAUGUUGACUGGUUCCAUACCCAAAUAUAUGGAAUCCGAUAUGUAAAAUACUAACCCAGUGAUUGGUAUCAACUCUUGAUGCGAUCUCUCAAUUAUUAGUAGUAUGAUAAUGCAGUAAGUUAUGAAACUUCAGUUUCAUAAUAUUUUCAUAAUUAGAAUGCCAAGAUUCAGUAUAAUCUUAU
Molecule: messenger RNA, 1319 nt
Organism: Hypoxylon trugodes
Lineage: Eukaryota; Fungi; Ascomycota; Sordariomycetes; Xylariales; Hypoxylaceae
Product: Brix-domain-containing protein
Exons: 3
Coding region: 39-977 (312 amino acids)
Biological process (GO): ribosomal large subunit assembly; rRNA processing
Cellular component (GO): nucleolus
Molecular function (GO): rRNA binding
Source: RefSeq, a predicted model, not a curated record